AUGUAUCAGAAUUGCCCUGAGGUUGUUGAGGGUCGAGUGGCUGACGGUCCGACAAGUUCGGGGAGUGGGCACACGCACGCCCACAAGCCCCAGAAUGAUUAUCAAAAUGCCCAGAAGCGGUUUCGUGCUCGGCAGAAGGAGCGGAUGUCUUGCCUCGAGCGUGAGGUGGUGGGCUGUCGCGAUGAGCAGCUGAGCCUGGUUCAGGCUUUUGAAGAGCGGUGCCGUACCGCCGGGCCCCACGUGCAAUCCUGCUUCGGCAGUGGCGGCUCCAAUACGGUCGCUGAGGGCUCCGCAGCGAUGCAGGACUCCUUCCGCAAGAUGAGAAAGGAGCAGGCCGGAGAGAGUUCUGUGUCUAAUCCUUGUGGGAGUAUAUCCGUCUGCCUCGGGUAUCUGCUUCAAUCGCCAGCGGUCGUUCCGCAGUACAAGGCCUUCCUCGCGGAGGUCUCCCGGCACCUCCUCCACUGCCAGCACCCCUGCUGCGACCCCACCAACCCCAUCGUACAGCAGGUGACCGCGUCCGUGGAGCGCAUGGGCCACCUGCUGAAGCACCUGGUGCUGCUCAACUCGCCGCUCAUGAAGCAGCUGCUGCUGCUCAACCUGGAGAACAUGCAGCCCGCAGCGCCCGCCGAAUCCCACUGGGACGCGGUGGUGGCGUCCUUGCAGCUGGGGGCGGAGCAGCGGGCCGACAUACUGGCGGUGCUGGACCUGUACUACGGCCUGCUAGAUAAGCCCUCCGCCGCCGCCGCCUCAACGCAUCAUCGCAGCAGCACCCCCUCCCCCGCCCCCGCCCCCGCCCUGCUGGCGGUGGGCCGUCAAGAGUUCGCGGCGGAGAUGGAGCUCACGGAGCGGCUACACAGCAACCUGGCCAAGGAGCACUCGGCGCACACUUUGCUGAGCUGCUUCUUCUUUGGGAAGGUGCUGGCGCCUCCGCAGUUUGCCAAGGUGGCCGUGUACUCGUAUCCCUUCUUUCCGGACUGUCUGGCGGUGGCGUCCGCCGUGGCUAGAUCGGCAGGUCGGGUGGAGGGGGCCCCUUCGCCAGCGGCAGCCAGGACAGCCAACACCGGUAUUAGCCGAUUGGCAAACUUGCUGUUCAUUUCUGCCUGGUGGUGCAGCAACUUUGCCUGUUUGGGAUCGUACCACGACGGGAAUCUAUCGCGAUACGGCACAUGA
Messenger RNA from Volvox carteri f. nagariensis, 1170 nucleotides. RefSeq lists its product as uncharacterized. Lineage: Eukaryota; Viridiplantae; Chlorophyta; Chlorophyceae; Chlamydomonadales; Volvocaceae. Bases 1 to 1170 code for a protein of 389 amino acids. The record is from RefSeq and is a predicted model, not a curated record. The transcript is spliced from 10 exons.